Molecule: messenger RNA, 537 nt
Organism: Microthlaspi erraticum
Lineage: Eukaryota; Viridiplantae; Streptophyta; Magnoliopsida; Brassicales; Brassicaceae
Source: the annotation of a GenBank genome assembly
AUGCAGAUCGAUUUGGCGGAGUCUGCGCGUGAGUGGGCUCCUCCGGGUAUCGGCGAGUGCUUUCGUCAACUCCGGGCCGUGUUGGUGGCACGAUGGACCUUAGAAUCGACCUCGUCAAGGCGACGGUUCAUUCGUUCGAAUUCUAGGGCCGCUCAUCAGCCAAAUAGUGCAGGACGGGUUGUGGUCCCGUUGGUUGUCGCGGCAGCGGGAUCCAACGGUUCCUCGUCGUCUUCUUGUGCCAAGGCGUCGACUUGUUCUAGGGUCUUUCUCCUCUGUGCUCGCAUAGCCUCGAAACCUUCGGCUAGUAGUUUCACGAAAUUCUCCAUGAGCUUGCGGAGUUUGUCGCUCGAGGAGGAUUUCUUCGAGCUGCGGUGCUUGUCGUUCGACGAAGGUUUCCUUGAGCGACGCGGCACGGAGGGGGGAGGGCUUUCGUCCUUCCUUGAGCGACGCGGCGCGGAUGGGGGAGGGCUUUCUGAUAUACCUCUAUUUUACCUACUUUUUAUGCUAUUUUACUAUGGUUUUCUAAUGGUUUUCUAG